This is a messenger RNA of Electrophorus electricus (electric eel), 5397 nucleotides long. NCBI's taxonomy places the organism in Eukaryota, Metazoa, Chordata, Actinopteri, Gymnotiformes, Gymnotidae. The record is from RefSeq and is a predicted model, not a curated record.
GCACAUAGAAAGAACAUCAAGCUCUUUUAGCGAUAAUUUAGGUCCUCUUGCGAGGGAAAACUGCAGUCGCAAUAGAAGGCCGUGGUUUGCGUUCGUUGAAGGGAUGGCAGAGCCCCGGUUCAACAAUCCUUAUUUCUGGCCACCACCGCCCUCCAUGCCUGGUCAGCUGGAUAACCUGGUUCUAAUCAACAAGAUCAAAGAGCAGCUGAUGGCAGAAAAGAUCAGAGCUCUGCUUUUGCCACCCACCACUGUUCCCUCUCAGCAGACCCUGCUGGUGGCCUCACCGCCCUCAGACGCUGGCCAGCACGUGAUGUCCAUCCCCAAGCUGCAGCAGGUGCCGGGUCUGCAGGCCCACAACUCGCAGCCAGACAUCGCCCUACACGCUCGCCCAGCCUCCAGCACAGUGGCAGAUUUGAACAUGGAUGAUAAGUCAGCUGUGAAGGCUAAAGGAUUAUGGGAAGACUGGCAUAUGCGCCAAGCUGUUGACCAGGCUGCAAGAGUAAACCAUCGUUCAGACUUGGGAUUGAAAAUGUACCAUGACUCCUUCUGUAAGUUUCUCACAGCUAACAUCAGACAGCCUAAUUUAAACACCCCGAACAUUAAAAAAAACUACGAAACACAACCAUGUUCUUCCUCUUCAACGCCAGGCCUGACACCAUCGUCUCGAGCAGACACCCACAGCACUUCUGAGGCCAUGACCCCCACCACGCCUACGUCCAGCAGUCAGAACCGGCUGGGGGGAGCACCGUCCUUGAACGUGAUCUCGGGCCUUGCCAAUGGCCCUGGCAUGGACCAGGUGAAAAGCGGCAGCCUGGCAGGGAUGCUGGGCCCACAGCCCAAGGCCCCGCGCGGCCGCAAGAAGAUCAAAGCGGAGAACAGCACGGGACCUCUGCUGGUGGUACCCUAUCCCAUCUUGGCCUCAGGCCCUGACCAGUCCGUCACCAUCGCCAAAGAGGGCAAAACCUACAGGUGUAAAGUGUGUCCACUCACCUUCUUCAACAAGUCAGAGAUGCAGAUUCAUUCCAAGUCCCACACAGAGGCCAAAGCCCAUAAGUGUCCGCACUGUUCGAAGACUUUCGCCAACGCCUCGUACCUAGCGCAGCACCUCCGCAUUCACUUGGGGAUCAAGCCUUACCACUGCUCCUACUGUGAGAACUCCUUCCGCCAGCUGUCUCACCUGCAACAGCACACCAGGAUCCACACUGGGGACAGGCCAUAUAAGUGUGCCCACCCUGGAUGUGAAAAAGCAUUCACGCAACUCUCGAAUCUACAGUCUCAUCAGCGGCAGCACAACAAAGACAAGCCGUACAAGUGUCCGAAUUGCUACCGUGCCUACACAGACUCCGCCUCCCUUCAGAUCCACCUGUCAGCACAUGCUGUGAAAAACGCUAAAGCCUACUGCUGCAGCAUGUGUGGCCGCGCGUACACAUCAGAGACCUACCUUAUGAAGCACAUGUCCAAACACACAGUAGUGGAGCACCUCGUAAGCCACCACUCGCCACAGAGAACAGAAUCUCCCAGUAUCCCCAUACGUGUCUCUCUCAUCUGAGCUUCCUCUACUUCUCUUUUCACCUUCUCUUUCUUUAAAGGGAAAACAUGGGGUUUUUUGGGAUGUUUGUGCCUGCUAGGCUGCUCUUCUGUUGAGAAAUAAGAAGACAGGAAUACGCAGCCCCCCUCAGUCCUCAAAGGACACCAUAUCUAUUAUGUUCUUUGUUAUUUUAGCCAUUUAUUAAUGAUCCAUGUAGCUGCUCAACUGGCUACAGUCUUGGCACCUGGGCUCCAAGGAGAAUCAGCACCUGGAGCCAGGCUCAAUGGGAAUCUAGACAUGCAUCCCGAGGACAGGGCAACAGGUUUGUCCCUGCUGGCUCCUUCUCACAUUAUGUCAUGGAUGGUGUGCUAGGGAGACAUCCAAAGAUAAGCUUUAAGCACUUUUCCAGCCUUGGGGUUUUAGCUCGGAAGCUUGCAUGGUUUUCAGACGGGAAAGUAAAGGCCUUGCUUUGGGCUAUCACUCUUAGAAAGUUGAACUGCUUUUUGUGUUUGUCAGUUUGUCGCCAUUUUAGUUAAGGCGCCAUCAGGUUUACAGGGUAUGUGUUUCAGUCUUCGUGUGGAAAUGACUAUUCCUCCACUUUAAGCUUCUUUAACCCUUGAUGAACAGAUAUCAGAUCCUGGGUUAAAAAUGAAAAGUAAUAUCACAAGUCAUGCUUAAAUGUGUUGUCUAUAUGGUGAGCAUGGUUUUGGGAAGGGCAUUUCAGAAGUUGCGAAUCCUAGCAGCUAGUUUAUGAAUUUACCGUUUAAAGUGUGGACACAAUGGAGUAAAGCAUGGCUAAGAGUUCAGGUAGCAGUGCUAGAAGCAAAUGGCGUGAAACAGUCAGCUGUUUCUGUAACUUGGUAUUGUUACCAGAAUAGCGCAUAGGGCUGAAUUCUGAGCUGGCUUUACUAUCUCAUGCACAAACUUUACUAAAUUGUACCUGCACUUUAAACUAUAAAUUUUAGUGUCAGGUCCCAGAUUUUGUAGAGGACAGAUCUUGUGGGCCAUUGUUAUGUGGUAAUAGUCCUUUUUAUUUUUUUACUGUCUUAGAAGACAUUGAAAAUUAAAAAACAAAAACAAAACAUAAAAAACAUUGUGGCUCUGAAGAACCCAUAGAAAUUGUACAAAGAUAAGAGUGCCAGUCUGACCAGGUGCUCUCUAAAAUAAUUGCUUGUCUUAAUUACAUCACAGAUGUAUCCUUUCUGUUGUGCAAUGUCAUGGAAAUCCAAUUAGGUUUUCCUCUGCUCUCCCUCCUGUAAGUCAAGCCAAACCGCUUUCCUUUUUUUCCUCAGCACUUAUUCAGACUAAUUGCGUUGUGCUAUUGUGCAUUUAAUGGGUCAAUGUAAUGACACGGAGGUGCUAGUCAAGUAUAAAGUGUCAUAACCAGAACCGCACGCCCUGGCCAACGUGUGCGUGCUCAGCCAAGCUUUACGUUUCCUCCAUCUAAAAUCAUUAGUGCAAAGCAUGUUGACAAAUGACAAUUGAAUGGAAGUCACGGGUCUGUUGAGUUGGGGGUUUUUUUUGGGGGGGGGGGUGUUUUGUUUUUUGUUUUUUACAGAAGGGUAAAUUUUAAAAAAAUCAUGAAUUUGGGAAGGAAAAAUUGCUACAAAGAUCCAUGGGUAAAAUCUCAAAAUGAUUUUCCUAUUUGCAUGUUGUGUCAAAAUAGCAGCUCUUUGGCUCAGAGUUGGGUAGUAGUAUAAUGUACAAAGAAAUUACUCAAGAUUCUCCUUCAUUGUGGCUAUAAAUCUAAGGCCAGUAUCCUGAGUAAAGUAAUUUAUCUCAUAAUGUACAUCAGAAUGUAUUGUAAUAGAAAAAAAAAAAAAAAUCCUCUAACAGUAUUAAAAUUGAGUCUUCCACUCACUAAUUUUGAAUGUUAAAAAAAUGGUCACCAUAGAUGGAGGCUGAUUUAGAUCAAUCAGUUUUGAUAUGUACCAGUGUUGUCCUGCUGGUUACCAGAGUGCUGGUAGAACCCCAGACAAAAACCUCACCGUACUAUUGACUUUGGUUUAGAUAUUCUGUAAAGGGAUUGCAUUUCUAUGAAAAAUUACCCCAAAAUACUUUUACAAAACAUGAUAUGCCCUGGAUUUUAAGUAUGAAUAUUAGCACAAUGUAAUAUUACCUAAGAAAUAAAUGAGUAUUUGGCCCUUUAGUGCUUUGCAACCUUAUGCUCCAUUGGGCCAGUGUUGAGGAGUAUUUGUUGAGGAGUGGUGGUAAAAAGGGUCAACACAUCCCUGUUCUUUUGCUUUCACAUGUGAUGCAGUAUAUAGUAUGGUUAGUAUGGAGUACAAAACAGUAGUAUUCAGUAUUAAUCUUUUAAGAAAAAAUAAAAAUUAAAAAAAAAAACUUCUGAAAGUGGGCCCAGACAACCUGUCAUCAAAUUUAUGUGCAGGUGCUUACUGGAAAUGACAUUCUGCACAUAAGUACACAGUUUUGCUUAAACACAUCUUUAAAUGUAUAAACUCUGUUAGUUCAGUAGCUAUAUUUCCAAGGAAAAAAAACACACCAGACCAAAAUGUUGUAUUACACUCGCUGAUCCACUGAAGCAUACCUAGUCUUUUGACUUAAGUGGGUCUCAUUCGUUUUGUGUUGUCAAGCAACAAUGCAGCUACGUCCAUAGCAAUUUUUUUGUCUUCAGUCAUACUAUACCAGUCACUUGUUAAGCUCAUAUUAUUUAAUUCAUGAACAUCUGAGAAACUGCCAGAACAUUUUAUUAAUAUGUACAUUUUCUUAUUUUUAUUUUAUUGCUGUUUUUUCUUGUUGUCUUCAUAGGACCAUAAACUUGCUCCCUGAACCUUCCCAAAUGUUAUUGCCAUAAUUUUUGUGAUGGUUUACCAAUUCAUACAAAUAUCGGUUUGAAAACACUUGUAAAUGUGACCAAAAUAAUCAAUUUAAUUUAGCCCAGUGUUUCCUUUUAAAGAAGAUAACUGAUGUUUCCGUCUGUUACAGCUUUUCCUUAAAAUGAAAAUGUAUGUCUCCCUACAUUUAAAAAAUAUACAGGCCAGGUAAGGUGUACUUUCUCAUAGCAAACCUCUAAUGAAUGUUGUUUUGAGUACUUGGUAGUGUCUCUCAGUGAGGCCUAACAAGAAUCUUCUCAUUGUGUGUUAUGAAACGUCUAUAGAGAGGUAUACUGCAGAGCUCAAGGAUGUUCGCAUAUCAAAGCCUUAGUCGGGAUGUUUUCGAAAAUUUGGGGUAUUUAUAGUUCCCAUAGCGUUCCCAUCCCAUAGUUUUCUUUUUUCCCCUCUUCAUUUUCUUUUAAAACAAGAUUAGUCCUAUGAAUAGGUUGACACUAUUUAGCAAUAAAACAAUGCAUCCUAACUAGGGCUUUUAAUAUAAGACUCAGAUUACUUUAGCCAGUUGAUCACCUGUCUAAAUCCCCCUAAACCAAUUAGAUGUGUACAUUUACUAUAAAGUAUACUAUGUAUUCAUUAAUAGUGCAAAUUACAAGGUUUAAAUACUGUGCUUUGUUCAUUUAUGUACCUGUAUUUCCAAUUAUUAAUAAUUUUGAGUACUUGUUUCUAGUAUCCAUCUUUUUGUUCUUAAGCCUUAAUUUUACUAUUGUUCUAUGACGGUUGUAUUUCUUUCCCCCCCUUGAUGCUGAUGUUUUCAGUAUGUUUUAAGUCUUCUUUUUUUUUCCCUCCGCAUGGAAUUAUCUGACAGUAAUUGUUAUUAAUGAACUGUUAACAUAUAUUAUGUAUGGCAUUGUUACAUAUGUCUAGAAAUUUACUUUUUUUUUCAUUUGUCUUGCAUUGCAGUCUCAUAUUUGGCUCAAUAUGCACAGACAAUACAGAAAAAAUGACUUUAGAAAAUAUCAGUGUCAAGAACACUUUGUAUCUUUAUCUUGUUUAAUAAACUCAGACUGUUAUAUGUGU